Messenger RNA from Hippopotamus amphibius kiboko, 4773 nucleotides. It is a transcript of the gene IMPG2, whose product is annotated as interphotoreceptor matrix proteoglycan 2. Gene Ontology annotation, molecular function: hyaluronic acid binding; heparin binding. The record is from RefSeq and is a predicted model, not a curated record. Gene Ontology annotation, biological process: visual perception. NCBI's taxonomy places the organism in Eukaryota, Metazoa, Chordata, Mammalia, Artiodactyla, Hippopotamidae. The transcript is spliced from 18 exons. Bases 1036 to 4773 code for a protein of 1245 amino acids.
AUCUUCAUUGCGGCAUGCGGAGUCUUUUGUUGCAGUGCACGGGCUUCUCUCUAGUUGUGGUGCAAGGGCUCCGGAGCGCAGGCUCAGUAGUUGUGGCAUGCAGGCUUAGUCACCCCGCUGCAUGUGGGAUCGUACUUCCCCAACCAGGGAGCGAACCUGCGACCCCUACAUUGGAAGGUGGAUUCUUAACUACUAGACCACCAGGGAAGUCCCUGGGCCUCAUGUUUAAUAACAAAUUAAGCUAUUUGUUAUUAUCACAUAGCUACCAUUUAUAUUGUGUGCUUAGUAGGUGCCAGGCACUUUUCUAAGCAUUUUCUAUGUGUUAACUAAUUCAGUGCUCACAAUGUCUCUAUCAUGCGUUAGCUUUACUAUUCCUAUCUAUCUUAUGGGUAAAGAAGGAGACAUAAGUGGUUACAGUGAAAGAUUUCAAAGUAUUUAAUCAAGGAGGGACAUUUACAAGACAGCAUCUUUAUUUCAAAGAGAAACAGCACCAAGAAAACUAGUUUUGUAUGUAGUUCUGUAUUUCUGACAUAAAUAGGUAUAGUCAGUCUGAGCAUUUUAUGAUUACAAAUCAUAGGCUGUAGAGGUAUCCAGAGAACAUGUGAAUUUAUCAAGUUUGACUAAUAGAUUGAGAAAAGUUGUAAAAUUCAGUGAGUUAUAUGUGUAACAUUAUUUUUUUCUGGAAACAUUUUUAAGUGGGCUGCUUAUUAAAGGCGAGGAGAGUGUUAGUGAAGAGCUUAGCUGACUAGAUUAGAAUAAAGAAAUUGUCUCUCCCCAUCUGUCCUAAUUAGCUUAUCUCUCCUGCUUUCACAGCAUGCUGGUUAUUUCAGAAAAGAGGUGAGAGGGACUUUGAAAGGACACCAUUGUUAUUUAGCUAAUUUAUAAUGAUUUUGGAGUGGUUGUCAGUUCUCAAACAUAAACUGUUAAAUGUUAGACCUUUCCUGUAACAAUUUGUUACUGGAAGUUUCAGGGCUUUGGGUGCUCAAUUAAGGAUUUUGGCCUCUCCUCCUUCUUUUGGUUUUGGCUCAGACGAUUAUGUUUCCUCAUUUUGGGAAGAUUUCUCUGGGUAUUUUAAUGCUUGUCUUCAUAGAAGGAAACCUUCCGUCAUUAACAGCACAAACCUACUUAUCUUUAGAAGAGAGCCAAGAACCCAAGAGUACAGUUUCUUUUCUCCUGACUGACUCAGAAUCCACAGACUCUUCUCUAUCUAUCGAAAAGAAAAAACCUCUGGACCACAUAGAAACUGAGAGACAGUGGUUGCUCAGAAGAAAGCGAUUUACUCUAUUUCCUAAUGGUGUGAAAACCUGCCCAGAUGAAAGUGUUACAGAGGCUAUGGAAAACCAUGUGAAAUAUUUUAAAGUCCGAGUUUGCCAGGAAGCUGUCUGGGAAGCCUUCAGGACUUUUUGGGAUCGACUUCCUGGGCGUGAGGAAUUUCAUUACUGGAUGAAUUUGUGUGAGGAUGGAAUCACAACUAUAUUUGAUAUGGGCACACAUUUUAGUCAGUCUGUGGAACAUAGAAGCUUAAUUAUGAAGAAACUGACAUACGCGAAGGAAAUUAUCAGCACCCCUGAGUUGUCAUCUCCAGUUCCUGUUGGUGAUACCUCAGCGUUGGGAGGUGCCAGUCUCAGUGUUCCAUAUCCAGGGGUGACCGCCUAUGAAGGUAUCUCAGAGAGCAGCUUGGAGAGGCCGGAAGAGAGUAUUAGCAAUGAAGUUGAGAAUGUGAUAGAAGAAUCCACAAAACCAGCAGCUGAGCAGGUUGCAGAAUUCAGUAUCCACCUUCUGGGGGAAGAGUACAGUGAAGCACUGCAGGAUCCCUCCAGCUUUCACCACCAGCGCCUUGUAGAAGAGUUUAUUUCAAACGUGGAAAAUGCAUUUACUGGGUUACCGGGCUAUAAGGACAUUCGUGUACUUGACUUUAGGUCCCCUAAGGAAAAUGGAAGUGGCAUAGAUGUUCACUACGCAGUUACCUUCAAUGGUGAGGCCAUCAGCAAUACCACCUGGGACCUAAUUAGCCUUCACUCCAACAAGGUGGAGAACCAUGGUCUUGUGGAAUUGGAUGAUAAGCCCACUGCUGUUUAUACAAUUAGUAACUUCAGAGAUUAUAUUGCUGAAACACUGCACCAGAAUUUUUUGCUGGGGAGCUCCUCUUUGAAUCCAGAUCCUGACUCCCUUCAGCUUAUCAAUGUGAGAGGAGUUUUACUUCCCCAAAGUAAAGACCAAGUUUGGAGCACCCAAAGUUCAAGUCUUCAGGAAACCCUACCAUCUAUUCUGGAUAAUACCCCUCAAGCUGAAUGGCCCUCAGCAGAUGAAUCCACCACAAGCAGUAUUCCACCACUUGAUUUCAGCUCUGGUCCUCCUUCAACCACUGGCAGGGAACUCUGGUCAGAAAGCCCUUUGGGUGAUUUAGUGUCUGCACCCAAAUUAGCCUUUCCCUCAAAGGUGAGCCUCCGUUCUUCCCCAGAGGUUUUAGAGGUUAGCAGCUUGACUCUUCAUUCUGUCACCCCAGCAGUGCUUCAGACUGGCUUGCCUGUGGCUUCUGAAGAAAGGACUUCUGGGUCUCACUCAUUAGAAGAUGGAUUAACUAAAGUUGAAGGGUCAGAAGAUUUUCUUUCUAUUGCUCCAUUGCCUUCGAGUCCAUUUACUCGUCCUGUGCCAAAAGAAACAGUACCGUCCCUGGAAGACUCUGGGGUGUCUUUGACAUCCUCACCAUAUCCAGUCUCCUCUGUCACAUUCGAUCCUCUUGCUAAAGAAGGAACUACACCUUUUGUCAUGGACUCUUUGGCCUCCAAAGUCAAAGCCCAAUUAAAAGUGACCACUAGGAUGCCAGACACAUCUAUGGAAGAAGAGUUCAUAUUUGGGAGUGGUUUAGGUUCAGGGUCUGGGCAAAAGUUAGGUCCGAUUACUGGGCCAUGGAGUGAGACUUCAUUAGAGAAGAGCACUGAACCGUUGUCCAAGUCAUGGCUUGAAGUUGAAGAUUCAGAGGAUUUACUUUUGCCUACUGAGGGGAUAGAUGAGAAACUAAUUAUAGAUGACAGAAUAGAUUCCAUAGAUCAAAGUAUUGAGCAUUCAGAACAUGGGCAUUUUGAUAGAUCCAUAGACUUUGCAGAAGUUGAGCCCCUUGGUGGACUAACUAUGUCCAUCUUUGCAGAGACCACAACUCAAUUUGCAUCUCCAAUUCUAUCCAGUAUACCUGACAUUGAUUAUUACUCAGUUACCAAAUCACCUCCUCUAUUCACAUCUGCAGCAGUCUCUGCUUCUACUGAUAAAACAGAUCAAGAAGAACCCUUUCUAAAGGAGGAUAUGGAACAAACUACAGAGUCAUCCAACCGUGAAUGGUUUGACAGCAAGAUUUCAGUAGUGAAGCCAGAUAUGCAACCUUUGUGGACCAUAUUGCCAGAAUCAGAUAUAGUUUGGGCAAGAACUUCUUCCCUAGGGAAAUUGUCCAGAGACACAUUGGCAAGUACACCACAGAGUACUGACAAGCUCUGGUUGAAAGCUUCCAUGACACAGUCUACCAAAUUGCCUUCAACCACAAGUUCCACCCUGCUGGAAGAUGAAGUCAUUAUGGGUGUACAGGAUAUUUCAUUAGAAUUGGACCAGAUAGGCACAGAUUACUAUCAGCCUGAGUUAAUCCCAGAGGAAAAUGGCAAGGUUGGUAGUUACGUAGAAAUGUCUACAGAUUUUCACUCCACAGAGGUGGCUGUUGUGGCUCAGCCCACAAAAAGCGAUGACUUGAGUCAUACCCAAGCCGCAGGAGCUUUGGUGGUUUUCUUCAGCCUCAGAGUGACAAACAUGAUGUUUUCAGAAGAUCUGUUUAAUAAAAACUCUUUGGAGUAUAAAGCCCUGGAGCAAAGAUUCUUAGAACUGCUGGUUCCCUAUCUCCAGUCAAACCUCACUGGGUUCCAAAAUUUAGAAAUCCUGAACUUCAGAAAUGGCAGUAUUGUGGUGAACAGCCGAAUGAAGUUUGCCAGGUCUGUCCCUUCUAAUGUCACCAAUGCUGUAUACGUGAUUCUGGAAGACUUUUGCACCACUGCCUACCAAACCAUGAACUUGGCUAUUGAUAAAUACUCCCUUGAUGUGGAAUCAGGUGAUCAAGCCAACCCUUGCAAGUUUCAAGCAUGCAAUGAAUUUUCUGAGUGUUUGGUUAACCCCUGGAGUGGAGAAGCAGAGUGCAGAUGCUACCCUGGGUACCUGAGUGUGGAAGAACUGCCCUGUCAGAGUCUCUGUGACCUACAGCCUGACUUCUGCUUGAAUGAUGGAAAGUGUGACAUCAUGCCCGGACAUGGGGCCAUUUGUAGGUGCCGGGUAGGUGAGAACUGGUGGUAUCGUGGUGAGCACUGCGAGGAGUUUGUGUCCGAGCCCUUGGUGAUAGGCAUCACCAUCGCCUCCAUGGUUGGACUUGUCCUCAUUUCUUCUGCUGUCGUCUUCUUCAUCAUCAGGGCUCUUCAAGCUAAAUAUGUUAGGAGAGGAAGAGAGAGACCCUUCAGCGAACAGCCUGACAGUCUCUCAUCUGUAGAAAGUGCUGUAAAGCACAACCCUGUGUUUGAAAGUCACGAGGCCGACCUCGAGCAGUAUGAGGGACCCUACCCUCAUCGGCCCUUCUACAGCUCUGCAGGCAGAGAGAUGAUUGCUGGUCUGAGCAGGGAAGAAAUCAGACAAAUGUAUGAGAACAGGGAGCUUUCCAGAGAGGAAAUUCAAGAAAGAAUGAGAAUUUUGGAACUGUAUGCCAGGGACCCUGAGUUUGCAGCUUUUGUGAGAGAACAUCAAAUGUAA